Chroicocephalus ridibundus (black-headed gull) is the source of this 3753-nucleotide messenger RNA. RefSeq names its product cytosolic iron-sulfur assembly component 3 (gene CIAO3). Bases 731 to 2131 code for a protein of 466 amino acids. Gene Ontology annotation, cellular component: cytosolic [4Fe-4S] assembly targeting complex. Lineage: Eukaryota; Metazoa; Chordata; Aves; Charadriiformes; Laridae. The transcript is spliced from 11 exons. Gene Ontology annotation, biological process: iron-sulfur cluster assembly. The record is from RefSeq and is a predicted model, not a curated record.
UGAGCAGCAAGGACGGGUCAAGACUAUUCCUUUAGAAGUCUGGAAGCACUAGCAAAAGUACAAAAUAGUAAUCCUGGACUUACUUGCUGACACAUACAGCAGAAAAACUUACCUGAUGAGAUCAGUGGAAUGGGGCAUAGCAACUCCCAUUAACUCUCCUUGCAGUUUCCUAGUGAAGUUUUCAUGUAAAUAGUAUGAUCUGCUUUUCUGUUUCAAGUAGAGAUCAUGGUUUUAUUCAGUGAGCAUAACUGAAGAAUCAUAAUGAGUUGUUCCUGCUAGUCUCUGAAUCUUGCAAAAUGUAGUAAAGCUGGAUUAAUUUGAGGGUGGGGGGCAAACUGAAAAUGUUUGCAGAGGAAGAAUGGUAAAAGGCAAAGAGAACCGUAGCUGCCGAAGUAGGACAAGGAGUCAUAAGGUGCCUAAACAAUAAAAAUCCCACAAAAUGCAAAAACACCCUUGAGACUUCAUCACAGAACAAUACAGAAAACUGGAAGCAGUCCAUCUGAGGUCGUCAGAGUCCUUUCGACAUUAAAUGAAACUUCAUUGGCACGAGCCACAUGUUGACUGCAGUGACCACGCCUCCAUCAGUUAAAAUUUGCGAUGAAGAAUGCAGGAUCAACCAUAAGAUUUUAGAGAGGAGGACUGCGCAGGCAAACCUCUGUUCCUUUCAGGGCUCCGUAAAACAUAGCUGUGUUCUUCAGAAAGAAUAUCAAAAUUGUCUUCUGUUCUUGGUAUGAUGCUGGAAAAGUGUUCCUUCUGUAAAAAAGGGGAAUGUAUCAAACCUGUAAAAGUGGAAAAAAAGCCUGGAAAAGCAGCAGCUAAGAUCAGAAUUGAAGCAGAUGGAAGCUAUUUUCAGAUCAAUCAGGAUGGAGGAGCACAAAAACUGGAAAAGGCUAAAAUUACUCUGAACGACUGUUUAGCUUGUAGUGGCUGCAUUACAUCAGCAGAGAGUGUGUUAAUCACUCAACAGAGCCAUGAAGAGCUCUGCAAAAUGCUGAAUUUUAACAAGACUGCCGCUCCCAAUGAGCAGAAAUUGGUGGUGGUUUCUGUUUCACCACAAUCCAGAGCUUCACUAGCUGCAAGAUGUAAAAUGGGUGUUCUGGAAACAGCAAAGAAGCUGACUGCGUUCCUAAAGAGUUUAGGUGUGCACUAUGUUUUUGAUACAACUUUUUCAAGAAACUUCAGCCUAUUGGAGAGCCAACAAGAGUUUGUAAAACGCUUUCGAAAGCAAUCUGAAGACAAAAAGGCUUUGCCAAUGCUAGCUUCUGCCUGUCCAGGUUGGAUUUGCUACGCAGAGAAAACCCAUGGCAGUUUCAUCAUUCCUUAUAUCAGUACCACCAAGUCUCCACAGCAGGUCAUGGGCUCCUUGAUCAAGGGCCAUUUUGCAGAACAGCAGCACUUAACACCUGACCAGAUAUACCAUGUAACAGUGAUGCCCUGUUAUGACAAAAAGCUGGAGGCUUCAAGGCCAGACUUUUUCAGCCAAGAGUACCAAACUCGUGAUGUGGACUGUGUAAUCACCACAGGAGAAGUGCUAAAGUUGUUGGAACAAGAAGGAGUAUCUCUAUCAGAUGUAGAUCCUGCUCCUUUGGAUGCCAUGUUUAGUAGUGCUGCAGAAGGGGAGCUCACGGGCCACUCUGGAGGUGGUUCUGGUGGCUACUUGGAGCACAUAUACAAGUAUGCAGCCAAGGAGCUCUUUGGAAUUCAAGUGGAUACAAUUCAGUACAAACCUUUAAAAAACAAGGACUUCCAGGAGGUGACACUGGAGAAGGAUGGAGUAAUCCUGCUCCAGUUUGCUUUGGCGUACGGGUUUCGAAACAUACAGAACUUGGUGCAAAAGCUGAAGCGAGGGAAAUCGCCCUAUCACUAUGUUGAAGUCAUGGCCUGCCCAUCAGGCUGUUUAAAUGGAGGUGGUCAGAUCAAACUAGAUGGUGAAUCCAGCAAGGACCAGCUUCAGCAAGUUGAGAGGUUGUAUGAGUCUCUUAAGACUGAAAUUCCAGAGAAGAACCGGACUGUAAAUGAACUCUACGAGCGGUGGCUGGGUGGCGCGGAGUCAGAAAAGGCUGCGAAAGCUUUGCAUACAGAGUACCACGCAGUGGAGAAAACAAACACUGGAUUUAACAUCAAAUGGUGAAGACGGACGCUGUGAAGCCCAGAUACAGAUACUCAGUGCCUUUUUAACUCAAUCAUAUUUAAGAUUCUCAAAAGACAGUUCAAGUUCUGUCCCAUCACUGGGAGUUUGCAAUUCUGACUCUCGUUAGGGAUCAGAAGGUAAUGUGCACAUAGGCAGGCAAUGUUGAUUCCUACAGCUUUAUAAUUAUUGAAGUGAUGUAAAUAAAAACCAAGCACUACUUAAAACAUGUCAAAAGAAGCAGUAAUGCAUCCUAGCCUCUGCCCAGUCUGUGAGGACUGAAUGCGAACUGCCCUUACAACCCUGUUCCUGCCAGAACUGAUGAAUUUAAGGUACUGAAGGACUGGGGUCACGGUAGGCUGUAGCCUCACCGAGAUGAGCUUUAUGCUAGAUGACAGUAUUACUCCUCCAGGCCUUGCUGUAUUUCACAGCACGAAGUUUUAUGGCUGUCUCUGUCGGGACAUCCUCAUUUAGUUAUAAAUGGUCUAAUUAGACCUUGGGUUCUGUUUUUCCAUUUCACUGCCCCUGACUGGCUGCCCUUGAGGUCCAGCUGCAGUAUCUUUACCCUGUCAGAGGGGGUGGGCACCAGCAGCCUGGGAUCACGUGAGAAGCAUCAUCUCUAGGGCUGUUUUAUUGCCUGCUGAAAUGUGAACUGAAUGAAUGUUUAAGAAGAAAAAGCUAGUGAUUUUUUUUCCCCUUUAAUUACAACAAUUGUCUCUAACUGUGUGCAAUUACAUCCCUUUCUCUCCCUAAAUACACAGUAGAGAGAGUGACAGAAUUGUCACAUCUGCCCUAUCCUCAGCUGCCCAUUACUGAUGGAUAAUAUCCUUAAAUUCAGAGAAAACAAUUUUUUACAGUGUUUGAAGUAAGAAUGUACUGCCAGCUUUCUUUCCAAUGAAGGACAAAGUCCUUGGUGUCUCUGAAAGGUGUUACUUCACAAAAGUUAAUAGCAGGCGGCUGUGAAAUGUAAUCAUUACAAGAAGUAGUUUACCAGAACAAUCCAAGAGGUUAGUAAAGACACAUCUGGUUUAACGCAGCGUAUGACGAUGCCUUGCCUGAAGACAGAUGGAUGUGAAACAGAUUUGGUCUUUUGUUACUGGAGAUGACGUGUGUUUGUCUUGCUAUCUGUAUCUUUACAUACGGGUAUUUUCAGAACUAUUCACCGAAAAACAACUGAAUGAAUAACUCUCUGUUGGUCUGUUUAAUCUGAAUAUCAGUUUUUCUGGAGUUACAAUGCGUAUGGGGAGGGGAAGGCAGCAGUGGGAGGAUUGGCAGCUGUACCUGAACUCCAGGGGAAGGGACGCUGGCAGAUGUGGUAUCUCUCCUCGUGACUGCUGUAGCUGCGUGAACGUGAACUUAAAAAUCGCGUUAUUGAAUCACUUCAGUAUUUCUCCCUUUUCCAGUUCCUGCUCUGUGAGGAAGAAGGACUGUGCGGAAAGUAAGAGUUAAGUGGAUGAAAACUGAAAACAAAGCUGCCACAUUGCUUUGUUCCUUCAGAGUAAACGCAGAGAGAUGGAGGUGGUUACUGCAUCUAGCCCAGACUGAAACCUUGCCCGGACCCUCGUCAGAGAUAACCCUCACCCAGUUACUGCCCACCCUGAGCUUAGGGCUGUCAAAAGCAAAGC